This is a messenger RNA of Colius striatus (speckled mousebird), 5012 nucleotides long. RefSeq names its product ATPase phospholipid transporting 11B (putative) (gene ATP11B). The transcript has 29 exons. Gene Ontology annotation, cellular component: recycling endosome; endoplasmic reticulum; trans-Golgi network. NCBI's taxonomy places the organism in Eukaryota, Metazoa, Chordata, Aves, Coliiformes, Coliidae. Bases 217 to 3666 code for a protein of 1149 amino acids. Gene Ontology annotation, molecular function: ATP binding; ATPase-coupled intramembrane lipid carrier activity; magnesium ion binding. The record is from RefSeq and is a predicted model, not a curated record. Gene Ontology annotation, biological process: phospholipid translocation.
UCAGCGGCGGCCGUGUGAUGGCGGCGGCGGGGCGCCGGCAGCCGCGGUGGCUGAGGGCGCCGGGGGGGCUGUGCCGCUCCUAACUCGGCGUCAGGCCCCUGCGCCAUGGCCAGGAGCCGCGGCGGGCGGCUGGCCUGAAGCGACGACGACGACAGCGGAGGGCGCGGCAGUGCCGAGAGGACCCCGCCGCGGGGGCCGCGACCCUCACCGCCGGGCAUGUUGCGGUGGGUCCGGCAGCAGCUGGGUUUUGACCCACCACAUCAAAGUGAUACAAGAACUAUUUAUAUAGCAAAUCGUUUUCCCCAGCAUGGCCAUUAUGUUCCUCAGAAGUUUGCAGACAACAGAAUCAUAUCAUCCAAGUAUACAGUGUGGAAUUUUGUUCCAAAAAACUUAUUUGAGCAGUUCAGAAGAGUAGCCAACUUUUAUUUUUUGAUUAUAUUUUUGGUUCAGCUCAUGAUAGAUACCCCUACCAGUCCUAUUACCAGUGGAUUGCCAUUAUUCUUUGUAAUAACUGUGACAGCCAUAAAACAGGGUUAUGAAGACUGGCUACGACACAAAGCAGACAAUGAAGUAAAUGGUGCUCCAGUUUAUGUUGUUCGAAGUGGUGGCCUUGUAAAAACCAGAUCUAAAAACAUUCGGGUCGGGGACAUUGUCAGAGUAGCCAAAGAUGAGACUUUUCCUGCUGAUCUGGUGCUUCUGUCAUCUGAUCGAAUUGACGGUUCGUGCCAUGUUACUACCGCAAGUUUGGAUGGAGAGACCAAUCUUAAGACACAUGUUGCAGUCCCAGAAACAGCGGUAUUACAGUCCGUUACCAACCUGGACAAACUUGUAGCUGUUGUAGAGUGUCAGCAGCCAGAAGCAGAUCUAUACAGAUUUGUUGGAAGAAUCACUGUAAGUCAGCAAACUGAAGAAAUUGUACGACCUCUUGGGCCUGAAAGUCUCUUACUUCGUGGGGCAAGAUUAAAAAACACUAAAGAAAUAUUUGGUGUUGCAGUGUAUACAGGUAUGGAGACAAAGAUGGCAUUAAAUUACAAGAGUAAAUCUCAGAAACGGUCAGCAGUAGAAAAGUCCAUGAAUUCCUUUUUGAUUAUUUAUCUAAUAAUUCUCCUCUUUGAAGCCAUUCUGAGCACCAUUUUAAAGUAUGCAUGGCAAGCUGAAGAAAAAUGGGAUGAGCCUUGGUACAAUGGAAAAACUGAGCAUGAAAGAAACAGCAGUAAGAUUCUGAGAUUUAUUUCAGAUUUUCUUGCUUUUCUGGUACUUUACAAUUUUAUCAUACCUAUUUCACUUUAUGUGACCGUUGAGAUGCAGAAAUUCCUUGGAUCUUUUUUUAUUGGCUGGGAUCUUGACCUCUAUCACAAAGAAACAAACCAGAGAGCACAAGUAAAUACUUCAGACCUCAAUGAGGAAUUAGGACAGGUAGAGUAUGUGUUUACAGACAAAACUGGUACAUUAACUGAAAAUGAGAUGCAGUUUCGGGAGUGCUCCAUUAAUGGCAUAAAGUACCAAGAGGUCAAUGGUAAACUAACUCCAGAGGGGUUUUCUGAAGAUUCACCAGAUGGGAAUAGGCAUAGUUUGAUGAAAGAGGAAGAACUUUUCUUGAAAGCAGUUUGUCUUUGUCAUACAGUGCAGAUCAAUGCAGAUCAAACAGAUGGUGUUGAUGGUCCCUGGCAUGCCAAUGGAAUAGCAUCUCCAUUGGAGUAUUAUGCUUCUUCACCAGAUGAGAAGGCUUUAGUUGAAGCUGCAAGCCGAGUUGGAGUAGUAUUUACUGGAAUUAGUGGGGACAGUAUGGAAGUAAAAAGUCUGGGUAAACCAGAAAGGUAUAAAUUGCUUCAUGUUUUAGAGUUUGAUCCAAAUCGCAGACGAAUGAGUGUCAUUGUAGAGAGUCCCUCAGGGGAAAAACUUUUAUUCACAAAAGGAGCAGAAUCUUCCAUUCUUCCUCGUAGUAAGAGUGGGGAAAUAGACAAAACGAGGCUACAUGUGGAUGAGUUUGCUUUGAAAGGGCUAAGAACUUUGUGCAUAGCCUACAGAAGGUUCACACCUGAGGAGUAUCAAGAAAUUGGCAAACGCCUUCAUGAGGCCAGAACUGCCUUACAACAACGGGAAGAAAGAUUAGCAGAUGUGUUCAACUUCAUAGAAAGGGACCUGGAAUUACUUGGAGCUACUGGAGUAGAAGACAAACUGCAGGAUAAAGUCCAAGAAACUAUAGAAGGCCUCAGAUUGGCUGGUAUCAAAGUGUGGGUACUCACUGGAGAUAAGCACGAGACGGCUGUGAGUGUCAGUUUAUCAUGUGGACACUUUCAUAGAACCAUGAACAUCCUUGAGCUUGUGCAACACAAGUCAGACAGUACAUGCGCCGAGCAGCUGAGGCAGCUAGCCAAGAGAAUAAAGGAAGAUCAUGUAAUCCAGCAUGGACUGGUUGUGGAUGGGACCAGCCUCUCUCUUGCACUCAGGGAACAUGAAAAACUGUUCAUGGAAGUUUGCAAAAAUUGUUCUGCAGUGCUGUGCUGUCGCAUGGCACCUCUUCAGAAAGCAAAGGUAGUGCGACUGUUAAAAACCUCUCCGGAGAAACCCAUAACGUUAGCAAUCGGGGAUGGUGCUAAUGAUGUGAGCAUGAUACAGGAGGCACAUGUGGGCAUAGGCAUCAUGGGCAAGGAAGGAAGACAAGCUGUAAGAAAUAGUGACUAUGCAAUAGCACGGUUUAAAUUCCUCUCCAAGUUGCUUUUUGUUCAUGGGCACUUUUACUAUAUUAGAAUAGCAACCCUUGUACAGUACUUUUUUUAUAAGAAUGUGUGCUUUAUUACACCACAAUUUUUAUAUCAGUUCUUCUGUUUGUUUUCACAACAAACACUCUAUGACAGUGUAUACCUGACUUUGUACAAUAUUUGUUUCACUUCCUUGCCUGUCCUCAUAUACAGUCUUUUUGAACAGCAUGUGCAUCCGCAUGUACUGCAGAGUAAACCUGUGCUCUAUAGAGACAUCAGUAAAAAUGCCCAUCUGGGGUUUAAACCAUUUCUUUACUGGACCGUGUUGGGCUUCUUUCAUGCAUUUGUUUUCUUUUACGGCUCAUAUCUUCUAAUGGGAGAAGAUACUUCUCUGCUGGGAAAUGGCCAGAUGUUUGGAAACUGGACAUUUGGUACUUUGGUCUUCACCGUUAUGGUUAUAACCGUUACGAUGAAGAUGGCACUAGAAACUCACUUCUGGACAUGGAUAAACCAUUUUGUUACUUGGGGAUCCAUUGUAUUUUAUUUCAUAUUCUCCUUGUUUUAUGGGGGAAUUAUCUGGCCAUUUUUGCAUACCCAGGACAUGUACUUUGUAUUUGUUCAACUGUUGUCAAGUGGUUCUGCUUGGUUUGCCAUAAUCCUCAUAGUAAUUGCUUGUUUGUUUAUUGAUGUUGUGAAGAAAGUGCUGUACAGACAUCUACAACCAACAAGUACUGAAAAAGCUCAGCUUGCUGAGGCAGGUUCAGGUAUCAACUGCUUGGACUCCAUGUGCUGCUUCUCAGAUGGGGAAACAGCAUGCACAUCUGUUAGAAGAAUGCUGGACCGACUGAUGGGAAGAUGUAGCCCAACCCGGGUCAACAGGUGUGGCUUUUCUCUCAAUAGCCUUUGCUGCAGACGAUUCUCCUAUAAACUGGAACCCGAUGAGCCUGCAGCAAUAGAUGUCUAGCCAACCAGCUGCAGGUUUUGCUUGUUAAAGUAGGAAAUGCAACUCUUUAUUGUACUUUUUUUCAUCCCAAAAGAUGAUUUCCUUGUUUCUUUCCGAGCGCUUUCUCUUGGGAUGGGGAAAAACGGUUUUCAAAAGAUUUCUGUUACAACGUUUAGUUUGGCUUCCUGCAAGUUCUUGUGUUGUAUCUGUCGUAAUUUCUCUUGAUUUGUACAUCCUUCUCUUUAGGAAAUCAAGCCUUGCUACUGGUUUUGUUCUCCUUUUGCUGAUUUUUCUUUUGCCUUCACGAAUCAGGAGUUGUUUGUAAAGUGGAAAGACUUUUCCCUUUGGUUUUUGAUGUACGACCUCCAAAUAUUUACCUUGGAGCUUGCAUUACUCUUGAAGAUAUACAAAAGGCUCACACUCCCCCCCCAACCCCCCCCCCACCCUUAAAUAUAACCUCAUUGUUAGAAGGAGAGUCUUUAAAUCUUUCAGCCAUCGAUUGAUAUGAAGAUGAAAUAUUUUUGUAGUAUAACUUUUGUAAUCUAUUUCUAAAACCAGAGUAAUUGACAGAACAGAGCCUUCAGGUUCUAAGAAUUUUAAAUGUUUUUUUCAGUUCUAGAAGGUAUGUUGUCAAAAUCACGUGUGCCAUUCCAAAGUAUGUGCUAAAUAAAUCUUCUUCCUUCGCCACGUGUGAAACAAACCAACCUCAAUGAGAUAAAAGCACGUUAGAGUAAUAGGAUGCCUCUGAGGAGCAACUCUGCUCCUGCAGCCAGCAUCGCUGAGAAAAGCUCUCACUAAAUCUGCUGAUGUGCUAUCUCCCCAUUUCUAAACAAAGAGGGAUACCUGUCAAACGCAGAAAUAUUUGGGGGUAGAAAUAAACCAGUCUUUUGCACGUCAUAAUAUCUCAGUCCCUGAAUGACGUCAUGGUCCCUCACUGGUCAAAAGGCAAACCUGAGGAAGUGGCGCUUUACGCAUUCUCGUGGCAGCUCAUUUUGUGUUUGACCAACUCUGUCUCUCUUGGUUAAAGUAUCAUUCAUUCAGUAUAAAACCUGUGUGGGUAAUUUCCCCUGACAAGCCUUGUCAGUUCUGAUUCUGCCUUUAGGUAUUGCCUUGGUCUGUAGCACAUCUCUGUUCUGAACUCCUGUGUUGGGCACGGUGUCUGUGGUUUCAGUCAGUUUCUCUCUCUGGCUUGCUUAGGAAAUUUAUUCAACGUUUCUACAAAUCUAGGGUAUGAUUAUGCAAAGUGUUUCAUUCCAUAUGACAAAUGAACUGUCACAAUGAAGUACAUUCUGAAUUCCAACUCUUGCUGUGUAGAAAGCGGGCAUGAUGUAUCAAAUAAACAAUUUAAUAGAAUUUGUAAUCUACAA